AUGACAAGAGGAAACCGCAGAAAAGCUCCUUUACUGUUGCCGUCGGCAACUAUUAGGGAUCCUCUUGCAAAAAGAAAACAAAGAACCACAAAUGAAAAAAAAGUAGAAAAUCUUAUGCCGACAAACAAGUCUUCUCGAAUACAAUCAACUCAGGAACACCAACCACUACUGCCUUCAACGCGUCACAUACUUUAUGAAAAACAAAAACAAUUACAUGAUUAUUUUAGAGAUGUCGCAAUUCGAGAAGCAAUCAAUCGUGUACCACAAUUUGAAUGUUUUGGUGUUGAAUUCUUAGCAUUAGGCGAAAUUGAAGUAAUUGAAAAUAGUUUAAAAGCAAUUAGUGUUAUUCUAUCAAUGAAUUAUGACUUAGAAAAAUAUCCGAUUGAUUUUGUGCACGCUUUUAUUCGUCUCAAAGCACUUAAUACAUUUUUACGUUUAUGUGAUAAUUUUUACAUGUUGGAAAAUGAUCGAUGUUCAACAUUAAUACAACUCAUUGCCAAAGCGUGGUUCAAUUGUCUCUAUUAUAUGUUACCUACAUGUUUAUUUCCAAUGAAAUAUGGUGAUCCAAUUUUAGGUUUAACUCAAAAUAAAUUAAAACAAUCUGAUAUUGAAAAAUUAGAAUAUAUUGAUGAAAAUAUUCCAGAUUUUGUUCAAACAUUGCAAUUUGCCGUUGAUUAUGAUGAUAAAUUAACAAGUGAAUGUCGUCGAUUUAGUCAUUAUUCAGUACUAUUACGUUAUGUUAUUAUGAUAUGGAAGGCAUUAAAAGACGGAAAUAUUAUUGAUGGACAGACUCCUCUAUCGUCUUUGACGAGUGAUCAGUCACAACCAUCGUCUAUUUCUGAUGGUGUUCCUGUUUCAGAGACAAUUAAACUUUUGGCAAUAUCAAUUUCGACAUUUUUUUCAUCAUCAUUGAUAAGAGUAGAACAAAAUAUUUGUUUAAAUAUACGGGAACAUUUCGAUUUCAUUUAUGCAUGUCGAUUAUAUGAAGAGAAAUACGGAUGGUUCGGUGGUAUCAGUUAUGAUCUAACAAAAAUGUCAGAAUAUAAACGAGAACAAUUAUAUUGUGAAUAUCGUACUAAAUGUUUUUGUUCUUUAUUGAGAAAAUGUUCAAAAAGUGUUAAGGAUUUUGUAACAGAAUAUUUGAUUUAA
This is a messenger RNA of Didymodactylos carnosus, 1149 nucleotides long. NCBI's taxonomy places the organism in Eukaryota, Metazoa, Rotifera, Eurotatoria, Philodinida, Philodinidae. The record is from the annotation of a GenBank genome assembly.